Molecule: messenger RNA, 4425 nt
Organism: Cydia fagiglandana
Lineage: Eukaryota; Metazoa; Arthropoda; Insecta; Lepidoptera; Tortricidae
Product: beta-1,3-galactosyltransferase 5-like
Exons: 2
Coding region: 135-1154 (339 amino acids)
Cellular component (GO): Golgi membrane
Molecular function (GO): hexosyltransferase activity
Source: RefSeq, a predicted model, not a curated record
GACCGUCGGCCGUCGGUUUCGACGCGGAAUCUCCGUAAUUCCAAUAAUUUUUAACUGUUUGUUGUCAACAUGUUGCAACCGGGAUUGAUUUAGUGUGUUUCAUUUCCAUAUCGUGUUAACAUCGAGGGAUUACUAUGUUCGAAAGGCAGAACGGUGAAAAAUGCGAAAUGAUGUUCCUACAUAAACUUGCGAUUAUUGUCGUCAGCGCUCUGCUGAUAUACGACUUCUAUAACAACUCCACGCCUGUAGAAAUACGCAUUCAGAACCCUCAAUUCGCUUUACUAGGCCCGUAUAAUACUACAGAACCAAGCCCGGUAGUAGAUGACGUUAACGAUCAACUUAUCGAUUUAAAAAACUUCUCUUUCAAAGUUAAUCCACAACCUUGUCAGAACUACGACGCAGGACUGCUACUGGUCAUAAUAAUAUCUUCGAAUCCGAGUAAUUAUGACAACAGGAUGGUUAUUCGGAACACUUGGGGGAGAUCUGUAGAUUCGACUAAAGUUGUGUUUUUGAUGGGAGAGUCGGAGAAUGCGAGUUUGUCUCAAAAGAUUCAAAAUGAAUCGGCCAUAUUUGGGGAUAUUGUGCAAGGUAGCUUUACAGAUGCUUACCGUAACAUGACUUACAAGCAUGUGAUGGGUUUGAAGUGGGUUUCACAUCAUUGUCCAACAGCUAAGUACAUUUUGAAGACGGAUGAUGAUGUUGUGGUGAAUUCUCAUGCGUUGAGGCAGUUUUUGGCGCGGGAGCUGUCGCCGUGGGGAGCGAAGGGGCUGAUUACAUGUCAGGUGUUGGAGCACGCUUUGGUGCAGCGGUCACACCGGUCUAAGUGGAGAGUGUCACCAGCUGAGUAUAAGCCACAUUACUAUCCAACAUAUUGUGCAGGUUGGGCCAUCCUCUACUCCCAAGAUGUGGUGCCCCGACUGCUCAAGACAGCCCAAUCCACGCCAUACUUCUGGAUCGAUGAUGUCCACGUCACCGGCGUGGUGGCCCAGCAGAUCGGCGUGGCUCGCACUCCGCUGGCCAGCCUCGUGCUGUCUCGGAACCGGGCCACGAUGCUGACAUCACUCGGAGCUGAUUAUGCUGGGAAGUUCUUGUUCGGACCACCGGAUAUUAGUGUUAGCAAGAUCUCGCAGAUAUGGAAAGCUAUUCCAGAAUAGAUUUUAAGGGUACAGACACAACUAAAGGCCUGUUGUAAUAGGGUCACUGAUAUAGUUAUCGGCCACUCCAAGUCCAUAGCAAUUGGCCACUCUAAACAAUAAGAUUUCCAUGUUUCUUUCUGAUUAGAGUCACAGAAUAAAUAAUAGUACUACCGUACAGAAAGGAAGCUUCCUACAAAACCGAAGUUUGACAGCGGUUCAGGGUCGAAUCAUGCUAUCCCUUUCUAAUACAUGGCACUAUCCCUUUCGGCCAAUUAGGGUUGUCAAAAUUCAAGUGAUUAUCUUAUCUGUGGUCGUGCACGCAAAAGGAAGUCAAGUGGUGCCAACCCUAAUAAUUGCUCGGAUCAAUGCUGAGCCGAGCGGAGCCGAGUUUGGCCGAAGUCAGGAGCUUCGCACCCCUGUUAGAGUGGCCAAUAGGGAUGUUUCCUGUAUUUAAAAUAAAUUAUAUCACGUCAUGCACGAAAUAAAGCACCAGAUAAUUAUUAGAUAAACAUAGAUAGCAUACAUGUAUAUUUUGACAUAAUUUCAAUUUAAUAAACAGGUUUGAACUAAAAAAGUUACUUAAAUAUCAGUUUUCAUAUGAAUUCCAUAUUGCCAAAUCGUUUUGACAGUUGUAAAAAAGAAACUGAUUUGACUAGUAGGAGAAUACCCUAUUAAUUUAUUCGUCAAUAACUGUAGCAGUCACCCUAUAGUUAGAUAAAUAACUAAGUGCCUUUAGUAAUAGCCAUUAUUUUAAGUUUGUCAACCAAAGAUAAAUGAACUAUAAUCGAAAUAAAUUAAGAAUAUUUAUAAACUUAUUUUUACCAAUGCUUAGAACUUUAAACAUCUGUAUUAUUUACAAUGUAUAGUUUAUUUUCGUGUUCCGUAAAAAACUUUGUUCACGGAACACUUAUUUUUACUGGAGACACUGCCAAGCGUGGCUCACUCCGCGAUUUCGGCGCUUUGCAGUUAACAGGUAGCUACAAGCACAUCCGUGCCACACCAAUUUUGGUGGCUAGCCAUAAGCCGCGCGUGGCGCUGUUGCCACCUAGUGGUCAAAUCUGUCCUAAUCGUGACAGACGCGUUUUGUUAGAGUAAAUCUGCUGUACCUAGUACUAUUAUUUAUUCUGUGUCACUGCUCUGCGAUAGCUUGAGAACGUCAUAUGCACCAUCUCAUUCUUUUAUUAAUAAUCCUUUGUAUUGUUGUUGCAACUUAUAAAUAUUUAUGUAUUUAGGUAUAGUCACUAUAGUCAGCAGCCGAGGUAGCUUAUUAGAUAAGAUAAUAAAAACCGGGCAAGUGCGAGUCGGACUCGCGAACGAAGGGUUCCGUACCACAAUGCAAAAAAAAAAAAAAAACGGUCACCCAUCCAAGUACUGACCACUCCCGACGUUGCUUAACUUUGGUCAAAAAUCACGUUUGUUGUAUGGGAGCCCCAUUUAAGUCUUUAUUUUAUUCUGUUUUUAGUAUUUGUUGUUAUAGCGGCAACAGAAAUACAUCAUCUGUGAAAAUUUCAACUGUCUAGCUAUCACGGUUCGUGAGAUACGGCCUGGUGACAGACGGACGGACGGACGGACGGACGGACGGACGGACAGCGAAGUCUUAGUAAUAGGGUCCCGUAAACCCUUUGGGUACGGAACCCUAAAAAUGUAUUCAGAGUGCGAAGCCAACAUGCCAAUCGCUUACGCUCCGUAGUGAAUAAAACACAGCUGUCACUGUCGCACUAAUAAAGAAGAGUGAGAGAGACAGCGUUUCGUUAUCGUAGCGCAAACGGUUGUCACCUUGGCAAGGCACGCAGGACGUAAAACUGUUAAACAUUAGGUAUCUAUUGAGGAAGACAAAAGAAAAAAAAGUGUGUGGAUAUUAUUGAACACUUCGUUUGCUUAGAAACUUUUGCUGCUGACUAUGUCUUGACUAAGUAAUGCUCUGGCAUUUUGAGCUUAUGCAUUUAAUUAUCCUUAGUAUUUUAUUGUAUGUAUCAUCUAAUUAAGAGAAGAUUUCAAAUAUUAAAUACACUUAAAUUAAGGGCGAUGAACUAAAAAUGUACAGAAAGGUGUGUUCCCAUUUGUUCCCACAUCGCGUAACCCCUAGAAUGAAUCGUUCCCGCCGGGGACAAAUGGACAUAUCGUCGGGUGACAAGCAAAAGUCACUAACUAACACCAUUGAAAUUAUUGGACAAUAAACCGUGUUACAAGUGUAAUAAAAUGCAUUGUUACUUUAAUUUUUUGAUAGUACUUAGUGAGUUUUGCUUGUCACCCGACGAUAUUCUCUUCCACCUAGGCCCAAUUUGACUCGAGAAAUUGAAUGGCUGUUAACGAUUUGUGUAAGUACCUUUAACUAAGGCAUACAGCUUUUAAGAAAUCGAAGUAUUAAACAUGCCUAUUACAGAAACAUAGGUGUAUAUGUCGGCGGCCGAUCGUAUAAGAUCAGGCAGAUCGUAAUGUUCCUGUUUUAUUUAGUCGUAUGGCACAAGUACAUAAUAUAGGCAAUAAAUUAAGAAUUAAAAUUACAACAAAACAAUUAUUAAGUCAGAUGUCAAUAUUCAGUGUGUUCAGCCAUGCGAAAAUAGGCCUAGGCGGGGCUCCGUCGACUCAGAGAACGGGUGAAAGAUUCGUCGUCGUCGGCGACCGAUCGUGAGAUCAGACAAAUCGUAAUGUUCCUGUGUAAUGUUUUGACGAUAGGCAGGAUAGGUUCGUUAGGUUGCUUCAUAUGCCCGAAGGGCAAACUGCCCAGAAAUAGGAGCCCCGCGCGUAGCGGGGCUCCGUCGACUCAGAGAACGGGUGAAAGAUUUUCACGUUUCACGAUAUGCCUAGGAACUUCACGAUAUGCCUGAUCUUACGAUCGGCCGCCGACAUAUACACUGAGUGUACCGCAGUGGCGUGCAGUGCAUACAAAAAAAGGUAGGCACUAGGGUAGGCAGUCCAUACAAAAUGACCAAAAAAAAAGUUGCCGAUUUUUAUAGUUUGCGUUACAUUCCUUCAAGAAUGACUCUUCUAGAGCCCGAUUUAAGUCUUAUCUCCACUGCACGCCACUGGUGUACCGUGUUUAGUGUCGUAGUCUAAACUUACCUCUACUCGUACAAAAAAAAUGGCCUAUCGUGAUGCUGAUUGUAUAUAAAUUAAUUGGAUAGCAAAGAAUACCAUAGUAAUUAUUUGGUGCUUACGUCACUUUCUCCAGUCAAAUUGGGCCUUAAUUUUGCCAUAAUACUCAUAUAUUUCAUCAAAUAUGUUAGUAAAAUAGCUAAGAUAUUAUAUUCGAUGUGCCUUCAUUGUUUCGAAUAAAUAAGCAAAACAA